AUGUCUGAACAUCAGUACAAAUUCAACGUUGCCAUGAGCUGUGGUGGUUGCUCGGGUGCCGUGGAGCGAGUCUUGAAGAAACUGGACGGUGUUAAAUCUUUCGAUGUCAGCCUCGAUUCCCAAUCCGCCCUCGUUACUACGGAACCCUCUGUGUCCUACGAGACCGUGCUCACGACCAUUAAGAAGACCGGGAAGACCGUCAACAGUGGAGAAGCAGAUGGUCAGGCCAUGAGUGUCUGA
Molecule: messenger RNA, 240 nt
Organism: Aspergillus melleus
Lineage: Eukaryota; Fungi; Ascomycota; Eurotiomycetes; Eurotiales; Aspergillaceae
Gene: ATX1
Product: copper metallochaperone ATX1
Exons: 2
Coding region: 1-240 (79 amino acids)
Biological process (GO): copper ion transport
Cellular component (GO): cytosol
Molecular function (GO): copper chaperone activity; metal ion binding
Source: RefSeq, a predicted model, not a curated record